Messenger RNA from Gossypium raimondii (Peruvian cotton), 3088 nucleotides. RefSeq lists its product as uncharacterized. Gene Ontology annotation, biological process: regulation of gene expression. Gene Ontology annotation, cellular component: peroxisome. Lineage: Eukaryota; Viridiplantae; Streptophyta; Magnoliopsida; Malvales; Malvaceae. Gene Ontology annotation, molecular function: RNA nuclease activity. The record is from RefSeq and is a predicted model, not a curated record. Bases 199 to 2172 code for a protein of 657 amino acids. The transcript has 3 exons.
AAAAGAUAUAAACAAAAGAAGCUUUCCCAAAAAUAAAAAAGAGAAAAAGAUUAACAGAAGGAGAAAAAAAUAAAUUGAAAAAAACAACUUAAAAGCAGCAGUGCAGAGCGAAACAAAGAAAAAGAAUCAAAGCCAAAUCUUCUUAGAUGCUAUCCUGAGCCUGACUGCUUUCUUUUUUCUUUCUAUCGUGCGCCACACAUGGGAGGAGAUGUAACCGGAGCAAUUACCUCUGCCGCCAUGGCUGCCGCGUCAUACGGUGGAGGUGCGGCGGAACCUCAGUACGUUUCGGCGAAGACGUCGGUAUGGUGGGACAUAGAGAACUGCCACGUCCCUAAAAACUGUGACCCUCACGCGAUCGCGCAGAACAUUAGUUCAGCGCUGGCUAAGAUGAACUACUGUGGGCCCGUUUCCAUCUCCGCCUACGGCGACACUAAUCGGAUCCCUUCUUCUGUGCAGCAGGCGCUUUCGAGCACUGGCAUCGCACUUAAUCAUGUUCCCGCGGGUGUGAAAGAUGCGAGUGAUAAAAAGAUUCUAGUUGAUAUGUUGUUUUGGGCGGUAGAUAAUCCUGCUCCUGCGAAUUAUCUGUUGAUUUCUGGUGAUAGAGAUUUUUCUAAUGCGCUUCAUCAGUUACGAAUGAGGAGAUAUAAUAUUCUUUUGGCGCAGCCUAUGAAGGCAUCCGCACCCCUCGUUGCUGCGGCCAAGAGUGUAUGGCUUUGGAUGAGUCUUUCGGCUGGUGGUCCGCCUCUGUCGAGUGGUGAGUCAACUAAACUCGCUAAUGGUCAGAAUAGUUUUAACUCUGAAAUGUCAUAUAAUCCAAUUCCUGAAAUGGUUCAGUAUAGUCAACCGAUGAUUUCUAGUUCUGAAAAUGUUACCUUGGGGCAAAAUGUAUCUAAUGCUGGAAGGAAUGGUGAUAACAAAUACAAAGGGAAAUAUAUAAGGAAAACCACAAAUCAGCCAAGCAUCUCAAGGGCCUCUAGUGCGCCAACAACUGCCAUUCAAGAAAAUAUGAACAAUGGUUAUUCUUACCAGCCAGAGUAUGCACAGACAAAGACAUUUAAGAAAGCACCACACGAGUUUUUUGGUAGCAAUGAGCCAGCUGUUUCUGCAAGCAAGUUUACUCCAAACCUUUUUCCUAGCAAUCCUGACCCUUCAGGGAGUAACAAUAGUAAUUUCAUGGGCGUUCCUCAGAAUCCUCCUCCUCCUUCAAUGAGGCCAAUUAAUCUUCCUCUGCGACCAGCUUUUGCACAAGAUAAAUUGCUACCCCCGAAUUCACAAAAUCAUGGUUUCCGCCCAAUACCUCCUAGAGUGGAGGGGCCUAGAUUUCCGGCCCUAUUCUCAAAUAUGCCUGAUGUUGGCAAGUUAAAUAUCUCUGAACACUCCACUUAUCCUCAAAAUUCUAAUAAUUUUCCUCAUCAAAUUGGAGAAAAGUUUAAAACAAGCUCUGUCGAGUCAAUGCCUAAUCAAACUGGCCUAAAUGCACCACAAAGAAGCCAUUUCCACACUGGUCAAGCAAGUCAGCAUGAUACUUACAGUAACAGGUAUCCACGAGGUCCUGAAUUUCCGCCCCCAUCAUCCUCAGCAAUUUCUAGUUCUAGCAAUGGCGUUUGGGGAGCUGAAGGACGUUCACCACCUUCUGAAUAUGUGCAAGGUCUUAUUGGUGUUAUCUUACUUGCAUUAAACACACUCAAAAAUGAAAAAAUUAUGCCUACUGAAGCCAACAUUACUGAUUGCAUUCGUUUUGGAGAUCCAAAACACCGCAAUACUAAUGUAAGGAAGGCUUUGGAUAGUGCCAUUGAGCAGCAUAUGGUAUUGAAGCAAAGUUUAGGAGCAGUGCAGUUGUAUGUUGGUAGAAAUGAGAAACUGUGGAAGUGUAUCAAUCCUAUUGGGGGGAAUCCUAAUCAAUACCCAAAGACAACGUGGGAUGGAAUACAAAAGUUCUUGUCAUCCCCUGCCGGACGGUCAGCAAUGACGGCUUCUCAGUGCAGAUAUGAAGCGGCUUUGGCUUUAAGAAAAGGAUGCUUGGAAGAAUUUGCACUAGGAGAUGUUCUCCAAAUCUUGAAUAUGAUAAUUGCCAUGAAGAAAUGGAUUAUACAUCAUCAGUCAGGAUGGCAGCCAAUUACAGUAACCCUUCCAGAGGCUAGAACAGAAAUAGGCACUGAAACUGCUGCUUGACCUUGUCAAGAGUGGUUUUGGUACUCAAAAGUGAUCCAAUGGUGGAGGAAGAUCAUAAGUGUGUUUAGGGAAUUGGGAGUAAGAAACAAGGGUCGCUUUGGGAAAAAAAAAGGAAAUACAAUCCUCAAGUAUCAAGAAAAGUAAGGGCAGACGUGAUUUUGGGAUAACUACAAAAGUAAGGAUGGGUUUCUUUUUGUUAUGUUAUGUUUUUCUUUUCCUUAUUUUUCCUUUUUAGUAUUGGCUGGGAGACUAAAAUUGCAGAGCUGCAGAAGGGGAAAAAGAUUUAAGAUAAGUCUGGAAUUAGACUAGUAAUUUUCAGGAUUAGGAGCAGGGUUAAGUAACAAGUUUGUUCUCUGCAAUCUUGAGCCUGAAGAUUUUUGGUAGCUGUGCUUAUUUGGGUUUGGUAAAUUACAAGCAAUCCCUAAUACGUUUGGUUGUUGCUGGUAUUACUUAAUUAGCUAUAUGCUAAAAGGCUUUCUUCUCUCCAGCACAAUAUGCUUAGAAUUUUACUGCUUGGUAUGGUGUCUUUUUGUUUCAGCAGUUGAUUCCAUCAUACUCUUAUGAAAAUCCUUUGAAGAUAUACCGAGGCUUCCAGAUCUUGUUGGAGAGAUUCUUGGUCAGUUGCAGCAUAACUGCGCAUAAUAUCGAUAGAUAUGAUAAAAAGCAAAAAGGUGAAGAUUGACAUUAUUGGUCAAGGAUUGGAAAUCUAGACUCAGCAUGGAAGUAUGAUCAUGGAGCCUUAUUCCUGGCAAUACAAUGUAAGUACUCUAAACAUUUACGGGCAAUGAACUGCAUGGCGUUAACUAUCGAUUAUUGAACCUUGUGUUGUUUACUAUGGAAAUGACUGUACCUCUUAAUGCCAUUUAAGUACAUACUUGAAAAUAUUUUAUAUUGAAGUUAAACUUGGCUUUAGUAA